AUGUCCCAAGAGAAGCAAGUAUGCAUUGACACUGGUAAAACAGAUGCUGGCGGAAGAUAUAGGGAUCAGUGUGGUAAUACCAUAACUGUUAAGAAGGUAGAAUCACCUUCAGGUCUUAAUGGUUACAAGAGAUACACUCACACACUUACCGUAGGGCAUUCUGUUGGUGGAAUAUAUCACAAUGGAGUGCAACAAAGUGGUAUAGACGUAAGUGGUGGAGGUUACUAUGAAAAAAAUGUAACAGUAUACUAUCUAGGGUAUGAUGAGAGUAACCUAGUACCAUUAAUAGUGGGACUUGCGAAGACCUGGCUCCCAAAUGAGUAUUACUACUACAAAAGAAGAUACCCUCUUGAGACUACUAGUCAAUGGAACCAAGAAGAUUACGAUGUUAAGCAAGAAAGUGACCUCUCUACAAAGCUCCCAGAAAUCAUCAAGGAUCUAAAUACGGUUGUUGUACUAAAUCUCAGUCAAACUCAAGGAAGAAGCUACUAUGCUAAUGGUGACAUUAGCCCACCUCAAGCAAAUUUAACUUUUCAAAUUGAAGUCACAGGGCCUUCUACGGAAUAUGCAAUCUACAGGAAGUACACUCACAAACCAUCUGGAGGAAUAGAUGCUAUGAGACUCAUUUCUACCAAAACCGCUUUUACAAACAUACCAUUUGAAGAUCCUAGGAUAUAUACCACAGAAUGCACACUUGCCUAUGUCUAUUACUGGUCGUUAGACGGUGGUCAUACUAGUCCCUUGUUACUGGAACUUACAUCAUCUGAUAAAUCUUCCAUCUACUACACACUUUCUGAUGGAAAAAGGUGGAUUAAACAGAACGGUAUAAGACAAAGAUGGAAGAAUACUGAUCUACAAAGUGUGCUUGAUAGGGAAAACUGUGGAAAGAAUGGAGCUCACCAGAUUGACAUUUCACGGAAGAGUAAUUUAGCCUUUAGAAACACUUCUUACUACUGUCCCUGUUGUGAUUAUAAGCAGAUUGGACUUUCUACCCAUGGUACAGACUAUUCCUAUUACUUCCAUAAUCUUUAUCGUGGCUUUUUCUCGAGAUUCAAGAAUGGAAGAACAGAACAGUCAGGAAUAACAUUCCCAGGUAUAAUAUCGAAUGUUUACGUUUACUGGUAUCCAAAAGGAUCUGAAGGAAUCCCAAUCCUGAUUAACAUACAAGGAUCAUCACAUUGGUUUGAGAGGACCUCUAUUGACUCUAGUACCUGGCGACCUGUAUCUAAUAAUAAACCAAAUAAUACAUUUGAUAAGAGAAAGAUACUGGAGCUUCUAAAGGAUAUACUGCCAACCGUUACUAUAGACAUUGGAAAAAUUAGCAUUAGUACUGGUGGAGAAUCUGGUACAUAUAGAGAUCCUUCUGGAGGAGGGGGUAAUGAAACUAUUCAAUUUAAAAAACAAAAAAUAGGUAGUGAUUACGUUAGUUUGACUAAUUCCGUAGAGACUAAAGGGGGUUUCAUAGUCAAUUUACAGCACAACGGUUCCCCUCUCCCCGGAGUAAAGCCUAAUUUAGUUGUUAAAAAUGUAACAGCUUACUACUCUGGAACAGGUCUUUCCCCUGACAACCUGCUAACGGUUGGCUUUGAGACGAGAGGUACUGGUUCUCGGAAAAACUAUGUGUAUUAUAGUAGAGAAACUAAGACAUCUAUAUGGAAACCGGAUUUACAGAAGAAUACUAAAUCAGGUGCUCCUCCUAGUACUACUCAACUUAGGGAGAUAAAGGAGAAACUUGAGUCUGAGCAAAGUCAAAAAUCUAAAGAUAGUGGAUCUAACGUCGGUACUAUAGUUGGUGGAGUGUUUGGAAGUCUUACUAGUGGAACUGCCGUAGGCCUUGGAAUCUGGAAGGGCACUGCUCUACUCUCAGCACUAAAAACGCUUUUAUAG
This is a messenger RNA of Theileria equi strain WA, 1887 nucleotides long. RefSeq lists its product as hypothetical. The record is from RefSeq and is a predicted model, not a curated record. Lineage: Eukaryota; Apicomplexa; Aconoidasida; Piroplasmida; Theileriidae. Bases 1 to 1887 code for a protein of 628 amino acids. The transcript has a single exon.